CAAGCCUGUGCUUGAACUUCCUACCAAACUCAUUUUGCACCUCACCACAUUGUAAUCCAGUUCACAUCAAGAUGCAGUUCCUCGGUUUGAAACAGAGAUACCAUGCGGUACGCCUGGCACUCAUCACACGUUGGCAUGGAUGUAAACAAGCAUGCCGUCAAAUAUUUACACAAGAUGAACACUUAAGCCCUACCAUCUCAGUGGUGGGAAUGUCAACACAAUAUGGUGCCACUCUCCUCCAGCGAGAUUUCCU
Aspergillus pseudotamarii is the source of this 253-nucleotide messenger RNA. RefSeq lists its product as uncharacterized. NCBI's taxonomy places the organism in Eukaryota, Fungi, Ascomycota, Eurotiomycetes, Eurotiales, Aspergillaceae. The record is from RefSeq and is a predicted model, not a curated record. The transcript has a single exon. The annotation marks the transcript as partial.